Messenger RNA from Phacochoerus africanus (Common warthog), 2584 nucleotides. It is a transcript of the gene PID1, whose product is annotated as phosphotyrosine interaction domain containing 1. The transcript has 3 exons. Lineage: Eukaryota; Metazoa; Chordata; Mammalia; Artiodactyla; Suidae. The coding region runs from base 242 to 895 and encodes 217 amino acids. Gene Ontology annotation, biological process: regulation of mitochondrial membrane potential; negative regulation of D-glucose import across plasma membrane; regulation of reactive oxygen species metabolic process. Gene Ontology annotation, cellular component: cytoplasm. The record is from RefSeq and is a predicted model, not a curated record.
UCGCAGCUGCGCCAGGACAGCCGGCGCGCGGCCGUGCCCACAAGUUGCCGGCAGCCGAGCGCCGCGCCGCCUGCUCCGGCUCGCAGUCCCCCGCGCCCACCCCGCGGCGGUCGCCGGGCUCCGGGACGUACAUCCCGAGGACACCCACCCCAGAUGUGAAGCGGGACCGCGGCCCCUCGCCCCCUGGCGCGAUCGACAGAGUCUCGCCAGCGUCUCCUCUGCCAAAUCCCUCGGCUGGAAGAUGUGGCAGCCGGCCACGGAGCGCCUGCAGCACUUUCAGACCAUGCUGAAGUCUAAGUUGAAUGUCCUGACACUGAAAAAGGAACCUCUGCCAGCCGUCAUCUUCCAUGAGCCUGAGGCCAUUGAGCUGUGCACCACCACACCCCUGAUGAAGACCAAGACUCACAGUGGAUGCAAGGUUACCUAUCUGGGUAAAGUCCCCACUACAGGCAUGCAGUUUUUGUCAGGCUGCACAGAAAAGCCAGUCAUUGAGCUCUGGAAGAAGCACACACUAGCCCGGGAAGAUGUCUUUCCAGCCAAUGCCCUCCUGGAAAUCCGGCCAUUCCAAGUGUGGCUCCAUCACCUCGACCACAAAGGUGAGGCCACAGUGCACAUGGAUACCUUCCAGGUGGCUCGCAUCGCCUACUGCACCGCUGACCACAACGUGAGCCCCAACAUCUUUGCCUGGGUUUACAGGGAGAUUAAUGAUGACCUGUCCUACCAGAUGGACUGCCACGCUGUUGAGUGCGAGAGCAAGCUGGAGGCCAAGAAGCUGGCCCAUGCCAUGAUGGAGGCCUUCAAGAAGACUUUCCACAGUAUGAAGAGUGACGGCCGGAUCCACAGGAACAGCUCCUCUGAAGAGGUGUCCCAGGAGUUGGAAUCUGAUGAUGGCUGAAUGAACUUGGGAUGCUUCAGCAAAGGCAGCAUGGGUCAAGGAAUUCAAGACCAUAAAUGAAUGAGCAAUGAUUCAAAUUUGGGAUGACAAGACUGCCAAAUUAUUGGCUGACCCAGCUUUUUAAAUUCAGAAGAGCAAAUCUAAAUCUAAAGAAAUCUAUUAUUAAAGUCAUUAUGUUACAUUGAAAUCUGCUGCUGUGACUAUGAGGAGGGUGGGGGUGUGGAUGGGGAGGAACGUUCUAGAUUCUCUUCUUCUUUUUUCUUCCUUAUUUGCCAAUGCCUCCCUGUAGAAGAUGUCCAUGCCGAUUUUCACCACUCUCAGGCAAAUGCUCCGUGGCUGUUAUUUGAUGGACCGUUCCAACUUGCCUUAUGAAACCCAAUGAGAAUGUUCAGUGCACCUACAGGAUCCCUAGCCGUGGGGGGAGGUGGUGAGUGCUGAUGCUGGCGAGUGGGGGGGAAGGUGCCCUCUGGAUAAAGGGACACCUCAGGCUGAUCCUGAGAGCUCCUCUCCCCUGGUUUCAGAUUCUCUCUUCAGUAAGCAAGUCAGCACAGCCUUUCUUGAGCUUUACAACUAACAACCCAAUAGUUGGCAGUUAAUCCACAGUUAAAGAUAAAGCUUUGUAUUGCAUACACGUAUCCAGUAGUACUCUCGUAUUGUAUUUGCUUCAUCUAUUUUCCUAGAAUACCUGCAACCACUCAUAGGACCUUUCCUCCUCCCACCCCAUCCGCCCCCCUUUGCCCUUCCAAUCCGCUCCACCAUCUCUACAGGGAUGGGGACUCGGCCUACACUGCAGGACACCAAAAGGGAAGAAAAGAACCCAGCAGAUGAAAGAAGCAAACGAAGCAGAAUUUAAAACCACCACCACCAAAAUGGAGAAAGGGAAUGCGUUAUCAACAGGUGAACAAGCUCCACGUAGGCUGUCCUGUUUUCCAGCCCCAUUUAUGGUAACUUAUUUACUGGAUGGUCCUACUUGAUGCAUCUUUCAUGGCAAGCUUCAAAUCCGAUUUGGUGUCACUAAGGAAGACUUGCCUGGUCACUCAGCGUUGCACUUGAACAGGGAAUGAGUCCCAGAAACCAGACUUAUCUAGUGAACCUCUGUCCAUUUGAAUCUAAAGGGAAAUCUGACCUUUUUAUCUUACAGUUGGGUUGCUAUCUUAGGGUCAGAGUUGCCAAUUUGUUCAGUAUUUCUAAUGAGAGCGUCUCACUAAGAGAGCCUGAGUUUUCUCUUUAUGGAUCUUUAAGUACCAUAAAAGUGAAGAGUCAACAUGGAAGGACAUUGAAAGUAUUGGUUAAAUUACAUACAUUUAAGGCCAAGAGCAGAUUCUCGUUUUCCAGGCAAGGCUGCUCCUUUAUGAAAGUCUGUUUUUAAUCCCAGUAAUAAUAUUAGGGGCCCUGGGACACCUUACAGAAGCCUUAAAUGAGAAUUUACCGAAUCCAGAGAGCAGUGGUGUCAGCCUUUUGGUCUGUGUUACCUGUGUGUCCGUGUAUGCCUUUGUGUGUGUACGUGUGCCCCCAAGUGCGGGUCCAGUCUUAAGGCAUGUAGAAUAAGCAUGGAGUCAUAAGGAGGGGAACACGCCUCUUGGAGAUGUGCUUGCUGCUUUACAACAAAUGUAAACUACUCUUUAGCAUAAAUGCAUUCAUUCUUUAAUAAAAAAUAUGUUUGCAUUAAUAAAGCUGAGGUGUUUCAUA